Molecule: messenger RNA, 924 nt
Organism: Aureobasidium melanogenum CBS 110374
Lineage: Eukaryota; Fungi; Ascomycota; Dothideomycetes; Dothideales; Saccotheciaceae
Exons: 1
Coding region: 1-924 (307 amino acids)
Source: RefSeq, a predicted model, not a curated record
AUGGAAUGUCUUUGUCUUGCACAAUCUAUUCUCUCAGCUGCAGCUUGGUUCCAAAAAUACUUAAUCGACUCCCUGGAUGCCUCGCAAAUCGAAGUCGCUUCUACAAGAACAACAUUUCCAUCACCAAUUCUAGAAACAGAUAUCCAACAACUAAACCACUACAAGAUGUGCAUCGGCUCGAUUGUUACCAUUGAGUGCAAGUCCUGCGGCUCUACCUUUGACAAGUCUUCGUACCUUGGCUGCGCCACUUAUGAACACGCUCGUGAAGGCUGGGAGGAUCGUACUGACUCUAUCAUCAGCAGAUCCACUUACAACAUCUCAAGCUGCAAUGAAUGCUCCGACUUUGACAACUCCGUUGACUCUGACUCUGCUUCUCUCGAAAGUGUUUCUUCUUUGGCUGAGUUUGAUUAUGAGGUUGAUCCUUCUACUUCCUACUACUCCCUUGGUAAGUCAUCUGCUCUUACUGCCACCUGGUCUGAACGUGAUGCAUCGUCCCUUGAGAACUUCUCUGAUACAAUGAGCAUUUUGAUUGAUCGUGUAGUUGCUCUCACAUCCACCGCCGCCACCGUAAAGCUCAAACUCAACAUCGGCAUGAUCUACAGUGAAUGCGAUGCCUACCUCAAAUGGACCGAGACUGAACGCGAGCGUGCCAUCACAACUGAAACCGCCCUCUCUGAAAUUCUCAACACUACUGGUGUCACUGAUGAGAUCAACGCUGCUGUUGUUGAAGACAUGACUGCUGAUAUGAUUCAAUUGUUUGACAACUUGACUGUCUUUCACCCUCACUAUGAUGCCGAGUACAAUGCUGGUAGAUUCAAUGGCUAUCUUGCUGUUCUUACUGACAAGUUGGACAAACUUGAAGCCGAACAGUUUGGUGCCGAUGCUGCUGCUGCUAGAAACUUUCUUGAGCUUGCUGAGAACUAG